This is a messenger RNA of Nannospalax galili (Upper Galilee mountains blind mole rat), 933 nucleotides long. RefSeq names its product olfactory receptor 8D1-like. The record is from RefSeq and is a predicted model, not a curated record. The coding region runs from base 1 to 933 and encodes 310 amino acids. Gene Ontology annotation, cellular component: membrane. The transcript has a single exon. Gene Ontology annotation, molecular function: olfactory receptor activity; odorant binding; G protein-coupled receptor activity. Gene Ontology annotation, biological process: sensory perception of smell; G protein-coupled receptor signaling pathway. NCBI's taxonomy places the organism in Eukaryota, Metazoa, Chordata, Mammalia, Rodentia, Spalacidae.
AUGAACAUAGGAAAUCGUUCUUCAGCAACUGUAUUUGUCCUUGAGGGGCUAACAGAUCAACCAGCACUUCAGGUCCCACUCCUCCUCCUGUUUCUGUUGAUCUAUGUUGUCUCCAUGGCAGGAAACAUGGGUUUGGUCUUCUUAAUCAGGAUCAGCUCUCAGCUUCACACCCCCAUGUAUUAUUUUCUCAGUAACUUGUCCUUCAUAGAUCUCUGCUAUUCCUCUGUCAUAAUCCCCAAGAUGUUGGUGAACUUUGUGUCAGAGAAAAAUCUCACGCCGUUCCAUGCAUGCAUGGCCCAGCUCUUUUUAUUCUGUUUUUUUGGAAUUGAUGACUCCUACAUGUUGACAGUCAUGGCUUAUGAUCGCUAUGUUGCCAUCUGCAACCCCUUACUCUACAAUGUAACUAUGUCCCACAGAGUCUGUGUGCUACUGGCCACUGGUGUGUAUACUAUGGGCACCUUUGGGGCCAUGGUUCAUACCAGCUACAUAUCCAGUCGCUCUUUCUGUGGAAGUAAUGUCAUUCACCACUACUUCUGUGACAUUCUCCCACUCCUGAAUAUAUCUUGCUCAAGAGACAAUACCAAGGAGCUUUUGGUGAUGCUGUUGGUUGGAUUCAAUGUAUUUGCAUGUGCUUUUGCUAUCUUCACCUCUUAUGCCUUCAUUCUUGCCAGUAUCCUGAGAAUACGCUCAGCCGAUGGUAGGUCCAAAGCCUUCAGUACCUGCAGCUCCCAUCUUGCAGCUGUUGGGGUCUUCUAUGGCUCCAUCAUCUUUAUGUAUUUUAAACCAUCUACAGGUGACACAACCCAGGAGAAAGUGGCUUCUGUGUUUUAUACCACAGUGAUCCCCAUGCUUAACCCCCUUAUCUAUAGCCUUAGGAACAAGGAUGUCAAAGAAGCCCUAAAAAAAUUACUCUCUGGACCUAUGGGAAAGUAA